AUGGUUCGUUUCGCUACUCUGGCCGCUGCAGCUUUGACUGCGUCGGUAGCUUCUGCUACCGUCAGUUGUGGCAGCGGCAGCAAGUGCCCGGACUCAGCACCUUGCUGUUCUCAGUACGGCGAGUGUGGUACCGGCGCUUACUGUCUUGGUGGUUGCGAUCCCGGCAACUCCUUUUCCCUAGACUCUUGCACACCUGAGCCAGUCUGCCAGAGCAAGACUUUCAGCUCCUGGGACAACACAGACAACUUGGUCAGCAACGAGAAAUACCUCGGCAAUGCUACCGAAUACGACUGGGUAUAUAGUGGUGACCCAAUCGUUCACAAUGGAGACCUUAUCCUCACCAUGGGCAACGGAAGUGUUGGUACUCUGGUUUCUUACAACCACUAUAUCUGGUACGGAAAAGUGUCAGGCACCUUCAAAACUUCUCGUGAUGCUGGUGUUGUCACUGCUUUCAUUUUGUUGUCCGACGCCAAAGACGAGAUUGACUACGAAUUCAUUGGCGCAAACUUGACCACUGCUCAGACCAACUACUAUUUCCAGGGUAUCCUCGACUAUGACAACGAGGUCAACGCUACCAUCGACUCCGACUCUUUCGAAAACUUCCAUACUUAUGAGAUUGAUUGGACUCCCGAUGCGGUCACCUGGUAUCUUGACGGAAAAUCCGUCCGCGUCCUGAACAAAGACCAGACGUACAACGCUACUACCAAACAGUACAUGUUCCCUCAGACUCCUUCUCGUCUCGAAUUGUCUCUCUGGCCCGGUGGUCUUGCCUCGAACGCCAAGGGUACUAUUGAUUGGGCUGGUGGUGAAAUCGACUGGAACAGCCAGGAUAUGCAGAACCCUGGUUACUACUAUGCCAUCUUCAGCAAUGUUAGCAUCACUUGCUACGACCCUCCUUCCGGUGCCAAUGUUGCGGGCAGUAACUCAUACGUCUACACCAACUCCGCUCUCACAAACAACACCGUUGAGAUUGUCAACAACAGCACUGUCUUGACCAACUUUGCAGACACUGGUCUUAACAUGACCGCAGGUGCUUCCACCUCUACUGCCUCAGCAGCUACGUCGAGUUCGACUGUUGCAGACAGUAUUCCUGGCCAAAGUGGCGGUGAUGCCGCUCACGGCGCUGGUGACUCGAGCAGCUCAUCAACAACAGCAUCAUCGAGUACGGCCACCUCCACUUCGACUGGUUUCAACCAGGGCUCAGGUUCUGGCAACACCAAGACUGGCACUGCUUCAGUCAACGAGAACAUGUUCCAAAGCUCCAUCUUUGCUGUUCUCGUUGCAGUCGUCGCUUUGGUUGCUCUGUAA
Messenger RNA from Talaromyces amestolkiae, 1308 nucleotides. RefSeq lists its product as uncharacterized. The transcript has 3 exons. Lineage: Eukaryota; Fungi; Ascomycota; Eurotiomycetes; Eurotiales; Trichocomaceae. Gene Ontology annotation, biological process: carbohydrate metabolic process; fungal-type cell wall organization. Bases 1 to 1308 code for a protein of 435 amino acids. Gene Ontology annotation, molecular function: hydrolase activity, hydrolyzing O-glycosyl compounds; chitin binding; glycosyltransferase activity. The record is from RefSeq and is a predicted model, not a curated record. Gene Ontology annotation, cellular component: fungal-type cell wall.